CUUAAGUCUAAGCAUGAGGAUGUCAUUCUGUUUAUUGGCGUUUUUUGUACCUAUAUUUGUUUUCGUUGUCGUUUCUGGCAGACAGCCUAAUGAGCAUUAUCAUCGCUAUAUGCUCUCCGAUUAUAGGCCACAGCAUAAUCCUAGAACCCAAAUGGAUUAUAAACGUCAUAAGGGUCCAGUUUAUCCCACAGAUGAAACGCAUAAUAAGAAUAUAAGCAACACCAUGGGACCUUUAAUUAAACUUGUCGCAAGUGAGCAAACAAUUCCCCUAAAGGACCUGCUCGUUCGCAUCUAUAUAAAUGAGAAAUUUCAUUGCAUGGGUGUUGUACUAACUGAAAUGCUAGUACUAUCAGCUGAAAUCUGUUUUAUAAACAUGAGUCCAGAGAAAUACAUGGUUAAAACAUCGGAUGAUAGACUGCACGAAGCUUUUAAAUUAAAUACUACUUUUUAUUUUAGAAGAGAUCUGGAACUUUUAACUGUGUUGCAAUUUCGAGAGCCAGUCUUUUUUCCACAAAUAGAAAAUGGCCCUUUUAAAGCCAUGAUGUGUAACCAUGUCUUGGAAGAAAACUCACGAGCCCUUCUAACAACCUACAUACGUUGGCGUCGCAGUGUCUAUACCCAGAGAACUGUGGUUCUUGCAUUAGAGGAAUGCCGCAGACGUAUGCACGAUCAGGUGGGUAAGGUAUUCAACGAGACAAUGUUUUGUGUGAAAAACCAAAAGUACACUGACGAUUGCCAGCCAACAUUUGGUAAUCCACUGAUCUAUGAAGGCGCAAUCUGUGGCAUUAAUGUCUUGGGUCAUAAUUGUCCAAAAUACUUUGGCGUCGAUGCCUAUGUUCAUGUUUAUAAUCCCGACGAUUAUAUAAUCAAUAGAAUCGAAGCCAUUAGAAAAUUAAGAAUAGAGAACGCCAUAUUCUAAAAUAAAUGUGAAACGAAUUUGGCAAAUAAA
This is a messenger RNA of Drosophila willistoni, 949 nucleotides long. RefSeq lists its product as uncharacterized. Bases 14 to 919 code for a protein of 301 amino acids. Lineage: Eukaryota; Metazoa; Arthropoda; Insecta; Diptera; Drosophilidae. Gene Ontology annotation, molecular function: serine-type endopeptidase activity. The transcript has a single exon. The record is from RefSeq and is a predicted model, not a curated record.